CACUCGAUAUUGUGUAAUCCGCAAUACAUUUGGCCGAUCACAAUUUGCUACAAGUGAAAAUUUUCACAAGAUUUUGAAAGCUCUGAACUCAUUAGCACCUGAUUUAAUGGUUAGACCAGGCUCAACUGUGCCUGCAAAAAUAAGGGAAAGCACAAGGUUUUAUCCUUAUUUUAAGGAUUGCAUUGGAGCUAUUGAUGGUACACAUAUUCCCGCAUCAGUAAAAGGACGAGAUGUAAGCAGUUAUCGUGAUCGUCAUGGAAAUAUAUCACAAAAUGUAUUAGCUGCUUGUAACUUUGAUUUGGAAUUCAUGUACGUUCUUAGCGGGUGGGAGGGUUCAGCACAUGAUUCCAAGGUGUUAAGUGAUGCUUUGGCAAGGAAGAAUGGACUUAAAGUGCCCCAAGGUAAGUAUUAUCUGGUGGAUUGUGGAUUUCCUAAUCGACGCAAAUUUUUAGCCCCAUAUCGAGGUGUACGAUAUCAUCUACAAGAUUUUGCAGGUCACGGUAAUGACCCUGAAAAUGAAAAGGAAUUAUUUAAUCUUCGGCAUGCAUCCUUAAGGAAUGUGAUUGAGAGGAUAUUUGAUAUUUUUAAAUCGCGGUUCACAAUUUUUAAGUCAGCACCUCCAUUUCUAUUUAAAACACAAGCAGAGCUUGUGUUGGCAUGUGCAGCACUUCAUAAUUUUCUUCGCAAAUAAUGUCGUUCUGAUGAAUUUCCAGUGGAACCUACUGACGAGUCUUCAUCUUCAUCU
Glycine soja is the source of this 745-nucleotide messenger RNA. Its product is annotated as protein ALP1-like. The record is from RefSeq and is a predicted model, not a curated record. The coding region runs from base 107 to 691 and encodes 194 amino acids. Lineage: Eukaryota; Viridiplantae; Streptophyta; Magnoliopsida; Fabales; Fabaceae. The transcript is spliced from 2 exons.